Molecule: messenger RNA, 1719 nt
Organism: Solenopsis invicta (red fire ant)
Lineage: Eukaryota; Metazoa; Arthropoda; Insecta; Hymenoptera; Formicidae
Product: L-allo-threonine aldolase
Exons: 5
Coding region: 243-1391 (382 amino acids)
Biological process (GO): glycine biosynthetic process; L-threonine catabolic process
Cellular component (GO): cytosol
Molecular function (GO): L-allo-threonine aldolase activity
Source: RefSeq, a predicted model, not a curated record
GAGCAUCGACUCUCAUUCUGCGAGUCUAGGUGAAGAAAAAAAGCAACGAGAAAGAGAAGACGAUUAAUAUUCUCGUUCGGCCUCGAGUCGCGUCGCAUUAUUUGUGUCAAAAACGCAUCUACCUCGCAAAAUGGGCCUCUGAUAUAAAUAGAUAAGCGCGGAGUGAGUAUAUAAGCGAGCUUAUAAACGCUUGUUAUCGUAGAACUGUAAUUCAUUCGAAUACACGUCAGUCAACCAGCAGGAUGUCCUACGGAGGAAUAAACGAGAACAUUCACGAAUACGCAAGGGAGAAAAAUGCUAUUAUCGUCGAUCUACGAAGCGAUACACUUACGAAACCAACCGCAGAGAUGAGAAAAGCUAUGUACGAGGCAGAAGUAGGAGAUGAUGUCUAUGACGAAGAUCCUACGGUAAAAGAACUACAAAAAAGGGCUGCGGAAUUGCUUGGAAAAGAAGAUGCGCUUUUUGUUAGCUCUGGUACGAUGGGAAACUUGAUCGCCGUUAUAAAUCAUUGCGAUGUACGUGGCAGCGAAGUCUACUGCGGAAAUGAAUCGCAUGUGUUUCUUCACGAACAAGGUGGUUCGGCGCAGAUAGCCGGCGCGACUCUCUGUCUCCUGCCUAACAACGCUGACGGUACGUUCGAUCUGAAAAGUCUCGUUAGCGCCAUUCGCACGGACCGAAUACACGAACCGAUUUCGAAGCUGAUCAUAGUGGAGAAUACGAUAAAUGGAAAGGUCGUACCUCAGUCAUGGAUCAAGGAAUUGAUGAUGAUAGCGAAAAAGCAUAAUCUUAAGAUGCAUUUGGAUGGGGCACGACUGUGGAAUGCCUCGGUCGCGUCCAAGAUCUCGGCGAAGGAACUAGUCGCUCCGUUCGACUCGGUUACUUUUUGCUUGAGCAAAGGAUUGGGUGCUCCCGUGGGGUCCGUGCUUUGUGGAAGCAAGAGUUUCAUCGCUGAUGCGAGGAGAAGACGCAAGGUUUUGGGUGGCGCCAUGCGACAGGUCGGUGUGAUCGCCGCGGCCGGACUCGUCGCCUUGGAACAGACAGUGCCACGGCUAGUACACGAUCACAAAAAAGCGUUAAUUAUUGCGGAGGCGAUCAAUCAGUUGAAUUCCAAAAUAUUCAGCGUAGACCUAAAAACCGUUCACACCAACAUGAUAUUCGUGAACGUGAAUAUCAACAGCGGCGCUUCUGCACAGAUUCUUAUGAAGAGGCUUCAUCAAGUGAAUGAUUCCAACGAAGAUGACAAGAUCAUAAUCAGAUGUCUAGCUCUCACGGAAAGAAUGCUCAGAAUGGUUCUUUAUUAUGAUAUCGAUGAUUCGAUGGUGAUUGCUGCUAUUCGUAAGCUAAGAUACGUCAUUAAGCAACUAGAUAUUUCUUUUAAAACUAAUAAUUAAGAUAUCAUUAAGAGAUAUUAUUAAUAAAGUAUUAAAUAUUAUCUUAAUAUACAUAUUAAGAUACCUAUAUUUAAAUAAUAAAAUAUUCAUUUGGCUAAGUUUCUGAUAUUGAUAUAUAGCAUAUAUAUUUCUUCCAAAAUCUGAUAAAAAUGCAAAAUACACAAUCGAAUCCACUUUAAAAAAUAGGAUUUAGAUUUUGUCUUUGCUUUAUUGUUAUGCAUGAAAAUAAAGUUAUGAAAUAGUUUGAAUAAUAAUAUUCAAUAAAUAUCAAAUAAUUAUCUUGAAACAUGUUUCUCAUUAAAAUAUCAUAAAUACUUAUUAACCUUAA